This is a messenger RNA of Botrytis sinoallii, 468 nucleotides long. RefSeq lists its product as uncharacterized. NCBI's taxonomy places the organism in Eukaryota, Fungi, Ascomycota, Leotiomycetes, Helotiales, Sclerotiniaceae. The transcript has 3 exons. The coding region runs from base 1 to 468 and encodes 155 amino acids. The record is from RefSeq and is a predicted model, not a curated record.
AUGCCUCGAUCCCUCAAACCGAUCGCAUUGCUCCUAGUGACCAUCACAACUAUCUUUCUCUACCAAGCCAUCGAAAAAUACAACCAAACCCCUCCAACUCUCUCCGAAAACAUCAUGUCAUACAUCCAGGCACAACCAUUCAAAUCCGCAUUCCAUGUUAUCAACAUAGUCACUUUCUUCACCCCCGCUGCAGGGGGUGGCCCAUUCCUCUAUCUAUUAGGUUUUACUCGUCUAGGACCGAGAGCUGGUAAUAUCUUCGGUAACGUCACUACCAGAAGUAUGUUUACAUACUUACAGAGUGCAGCUAUGAAUGGAUAUGGCCUUGCUGCUUUGAAUACGGUGGUACGAUCUUUUUCGGGUAUUGGUAGCGUUGUUGGAUUUUUCUGGGGAGGCUACAAAUCACUUCACGGUGUGAUACGUCCUGUUGAUAUAGAAUCUGAACAGGAGUUUGGAGAAACAGCGGAGUAG